AUGGGCAGCGUAGAGAGAACGUGUGUACUGAGGUUUAGGAAUACUGAUAUUGUAAGAGAAAGCGACAGUUUAUACGAUAAAAAUUGUGGAAUGAACAUACGUGGUUGGUUCCCACCUUAUAUAUGGCAAGGUCUAAAAACAGAAGUAGAUGAAGAUAACCCCUAUAUUAUAAGUAAAACACAUACGUCUGAAUACCUAGGAAAUAAUUUAGAGUCGGCUUGGAAUAAAGAAUUAGAAAAACCUAGACCAUCUUUAUUAAAAGCUUUGUUUGCAGUCUUCAAGUACGAAAUUAUCGCAGCCGCAUUUCUAAGGUUUUUUCUUGACUCCAUCAAGAUUACUCAGCCUAUUCUAAUAUCAACUCUGGUUUCCUAUUUUCGAGCCCAAGCUGACGACGUGGUUCAGUCACAUAUUUAUAUAUGUGCUUGCUUGUUAGUUCUCUCAUCAUUCAUACAAGUAAUUUGUAUCCAUCAAAAUAUGUUAUUGGUAUUAACGCUAGGCAUGAAAAUUAGGAUAGCAGCAUGUGCUCUAGUGUACAGAAAGGCACUCAAAUUAACUAAAAGUGCAAUCGGAAUAACUACUGUAGGACAGAUGGUUAAUUUAUUGUCAAAUGAUGUUGAAAGAUUCGACUUCUGUUGUCAAUUCAUUCAUCUUUUAUGGCUUGCACCUUCUGAAAUUAUUAUAGCUAUGGUUUUACUGUAUAUUUUAGUUGGACCUACUGGACUAGUAGGAUGUAUUUUCCUUUUAGCUUUCGUGCCCUUCCAGCCUUACAUGGCAAAACUAGUCUCUCAAUACAGAUUAAAAACUGCAAUUUGUACAGACGAGAGGAUGAGAUUAAUGAACGACAUUAUAGCUGGAAUUCAAGUAAUUAAAAUGUACACAUGGGAAAAACCUUUUACUAAAUUAGUAGAGUCUGUUAGAAGGAGAGAAAUCGAACAAAUAAGGCUGAUUUCGUCAGUGCGAGCAAUUAUGUUGGCUUUAAGUAUGACUUUAGGACGACUUUCCAUGUUAUUGUGUGUAUUAACUUACGUACUCUCUGGCAACACUUUAACUGCUUAUUAUGUAUUCACUGUAGCAUCAUUCUAUGGGUUUUUAAGGAAUUCUGUCAUUUUAUUGUUUCCUCAAGCCGUUAUACAAGUAGCAGAAGCUAGGGUUUCCAUAUCAAGGAUUCAGUCAUUUCUAUUACACGAAGAAGUUGAUGCAAAUAAUGAUCAAGAUGCGAUAAAAAAUAUAAUAAAUGAUGUUAUGGAAGAUACAGAAGCCAGUAAAGGAGAGGGUGAUGUGGGAAUUCUGAUUAAAAACGCUGCUGUGAAAUGGGAGCUUUCAUCAACAGAACAUUUACUGAAAGAUGUAAACUUUGAAGCCGCUUCCAAUCAACUAGUUGCUCUAGUUGGACCAGUAGGUGGGGGCAAGUCGACGCUUCUUCAAGUUAUUUUGAGAGAGAUUAUACCUUAUCGAGGUACAGUUAAAGUAAAUGGAACCAUGUCGUAUGCAUCACAAGAACCCUGGAUAUUUGGUGGAAGUAUAAAGCAAAAUAUACUCUUUGGACAGCCUUUUGAUCGAAUAAAAUACGAAGAGGUCAUUAGGGUAUGUGCUCUAGAAAGAGACUUCGUAUACCUACCGUAUGGAGAUAACACUUUUGUUGGAGAAAGAGGUUGCAAUUUAAGCGGGGGACAAAAAGCUCGAUUAAACUUAGCAAGAGCAGUAUACAAAGAUGCAGAUAUUUAUCUCCUUGACGAUCCGUUGUCGGCAGUUGAUAGUGCAGUAGGCAAGCAAUUAUUCAAUAAUUGUAUCAACGGAUAUUUGAGGAAUAAAUGUGUUGUGUUAGUAACGCAUCAAGUGCAAUACCUACAUUCCACCAAUUAUAUUUAUUUAUUAGAAGAGGGGACACUUAGAUCACCAAGUACGUAUCAUAUUAUGAAAGCUACUGACAGAACAUUCAUCAAAUUACUGGAAACUGCGAAAAUGGAAGAAAAAAGAGAUCACUCGUUACAAACACAAGAGACCGAACCGCAAGUUAUUCAGAUUUCGAAAGAAGAAAGAGCUACUGGAGCAAUUUCCAGCAGAGUUUAUACAAGUUAUUUCAGAGCAGGCGGACAUUGGACGAAAACUUUGGCGUUGUUAUGCGCUUUCAUUGCUGCACAAGUUUUUUCUAGUUUAACUGAUGUCUUCUUAACAAUAUGGUUAGUAUAUUAUGUGAAUAUUUUGAGCAUUAACUUCUUAAGUUUCAUAAUCCCUCUAAUGGUUAAUACUGAACAAUCUAGAGCGGAAGAAAAAAUUAAAAAUGAAUUUUGGAAUCGAUUACUCAGCGUUGAAAUAUCAUUGUUCAUUUAUAUUUCGUUGAUAGUUUUUACAGUGAUAUUCUCAAUAAUUAGAUCUAUAGCUUUCUUCAGUUAUUGCAUAAAAGCUUCUAUCAGAUUACAUAGCACUAUGUUUACGAAAGUAAUUCAUUCUCCGAUGUCUUUUCAUAAUUCGAAUCCAUCUGGAAGGAUAUUGAAUAGGUUUUCGAAAGAUAUUGGAUCUUUGGAUGAAACAUUACCGACGUGCAUGCUUGAUACACUAGGCAUUGGCUUGAUAGUUUUGGCAAUAAUUAUUGUGAUUGGUGCCAUAAAUCCCUAUAUCCUCUUCCCAACAUUGAUUUUAUUAGCGAUGAUGUAUUAUAUUAAACAAGCCUUUUUAGUGUCAAGUAGAAACAUCAAACGCCUGGAAGCUGUAACUCGCAGCCCUAUAUAUAGUCACCUAACAGCCACUCUGCAAGGAAUAACAACGAUUAGAGCUUUUGGAGCAGAGACAAUCUUAGUCCAGCAGUUUGAUAAGCUACAAGACAAAUUCACUUCAGCUUUUUAUAUGUUUUUAACGGCUAGUAGGGGAUUUGGAUUUUGGUUAGAUGUACAUUGUGUCGUGUAUAUGGCUCUGAUUAUUAUUAGUUUACUUUUUAUUCAAAAAGAAACAUUUGGAGGCAAUGUUGGUCUAUCUUUGACACAAGCUAUAACCUUAGCAGGCUUAUUUCAAUGGGGGAUCAGACAAUGGAGCGAAUUGGAAAACCAAAUGACGUCAGUGGAAAGAGUACAAGAAUAUGCUGACCUUCCCACUGAGCAAGAUUCCCUCAGAAUUGAUCCGCGGAAAUAUUGGCCUGAAAGAGGUCAAAUUAAAUUCGAGAACGUUUUCCUCAAAUAUGCACCUGAUGAGUCUUGUGUACUCAAUAAUCUGAAUUUUGAUGUCAAAUCAUCAGAAAAAGUUGGCAUUGUAGGAAGAACUGGAGCGGGAAAAUCAAGUAUAAUUCAAGCACUUUUCCGAUUAGCUCAUAUAGAUGGAAAAAUCUUAAUCGAUAAUAUAGAUACGGGUGUUAUUAAAUUAGAAAAGUUAAGAUCAAAAAUAUCCAUCAUUCCUCAAGAGCCCAUAUUAUUUUCAGGUACAUUAAGGAAAAAUCUAGAUCCUUUCGAUGAGUAUUCUGAUGAGGAGCUGUGGCAGGUGUUAGAGAAAGUGGAAUUAAGAAAUGCUGUGGACGAACUUCCGGCAGGUUUGGAAAGUAAAAUAGCAGAAGGUGGAAUAAACUUUAGCUUAGGUCAGAGACAAUUACUAUGCCUAGCCAGAGCUAUUAUAAGAAAAAAUAAGAUAUUAGUUUUAGACGAAGCAACCGCAAAUGUAGAUCCAAUGACAGAUGAGAUUAUUCAAAGUACGAUUAGAGAGAAAUUUGAAAAUUGUACUGUUCUCACCAUUGCUCAUAGACUACAUACUAUUAUGGACUCUGAUAAAAUUUUAGUAAUGGAAGGUGGUGAAGCAGUAGAAUUUGGACAUCCAUAUUCAUUAUUAUUAAAAAAAGGAACGUUUUAUGAUUUAGUUAGAGAAACUGGUAGUACGACAGCUCUAAAUUUAGAAGCUAUAGCUAGAGAAAACUUUUCUAAAAAUAAUAACUGA
Messenger RNA from Diorhabda carinulata, 3915 nucleotides. Its product is annotated as probable multidrug resistance-associated protein lethal(2)03659. Gene Ontology annotation, cellular component: membrane. NCBI's taxonomy places the organism in Eukaryota, Metazoa, Arthropoda, Insecta, Coleoptera, Chrysomelidae. The coding region runs from base 1 to 3915 and encodes 1304 amino acids. Gene Ontology annotation, biological process: transmembrane transport. Gene Ontology annotation, molecular function: ATP hydrolysis activity; ABC-type transporter activity; ATP binding. The record is from RefSeq and is a predicted model, not a curated record. The transcript is spliced from 12 exons.